UACAAAACAAAAAUCGAGAUCAGGUGAAUCUACGCUACGCAUUGAGAACCAGUGACUAUUCGAUUCUAGAUCUGUCAAUCGAUCCACAGUGAGAGUCGGCGGAGGUUUUUCCCCGCCGAUUUGUGUGUUCGAGCCGCGAAGGGAGUAAUUGAUUCUUCCGAUGUAUAGUUGAGAAGUCGAGAGGGAUAAUGAUGGAAGUGGAAGGAUCGAGCACUUCGAUGAAUCGUGCUCCUGAUCAAUCAUCUUUCUUACGAUCCAGGCGAUCGAAAGCUUUGUAUCAGUUUAAGCAGCAGAAACUCCCAGCUUGUAAGCCAGUCUUAACACCAACAUCGGUUAUAACAGUGUUUCUACUUAUGGGUUUUGUUUUCAUCCCCAUUGGCUUCCUUACUCUUCGUGCUUCUCGUGAUGCUAUUGAGAUUAUGGAUCGGUACGAUGUUGAAUGCAUUCCUGAAGAGUAUAAAAGCAACAAACUUUCAUACAUAACAGAUGCAUCAAUCCCAAAGAAUUGUACUCGUUACUUGAAGGUACAAAAGUAUAUGAAAGCUCCCAUUUAUAUCUACUACCAGCUUGACAACUACUAUCAAAACCACCGACGGUAUGUAAAGAGUAGAAGUGAUCAGCAACUGUUACAUGGACUGGAAUAUAGACACACAAGUGCUUGUGAACCCGAGGAGUCAUCUAAUGGUCUCCCGAUUGUUCCUUGUGGGUUAAUAGCUUGGAGUAUGUUCAAUGAUACAUUUACUUUUGCUCGUGAAAGUACGAAACUGAAGGUGAGCCGGAAAAACAUUGCGUGGAAGAGUGACCGUGAGCACAAGUUCGGAAAGAAUGUGUAUCCUUACAAUUUCCAGAACGGAACUUUGAUUGGUGGAGCAAAGUUGGAUUCCAAAAUUCCACUAAGUGACCAAGAGGACUUUAUUGUGUGGAUGCGAGCAGCUGCUCUACUAAGCUUCCGGAAACUAUACGGACGAAUCGAAGAGGACUUGGAACCAAGAAACGUUGUUGUGGUAAAUGUGAUGAACAAUUACAACACUUAUAGCUUUAGUGGGCAGAAGAAGUUGAUUCUCUCAACAUCAAGUUGGUUAGGAGGAAGAAACGAUUUCCUCGGCAUCACAUAUCUCGUCGUUGGUUCCUCUUCCAUAAUCAUAUCCAUCAUCUUCAUGUUGCUCCAUUUGAAAAAUCCGAGGCCUUAUGGGGACAAUUCUUGGAACAAAAAAAGCCUUUCGGGUUGAGAAGCUGUUACAUUCUUUCUUUGACACAUUCUGAUUCCAGAAAUCCGUUGGUGAAAGAAAGAAAAAAAAACAUGGCUAAGGAAAUGAGGUAUGUUCAAACAUGGGGAGAGGUAUCACCAAGGCUUAUUGUAUCUCACCAGAAACAACAACAGCAAUUCUCAAACUUGCCAAAGCUUGAGACCAUUGUUGAAGAAGGAUGCUGCGUCGAUAGUUUUUCUGUUAGGGCCCCGAAGAGGAUCGUGAUCUUUCUUCCUCUUGUACUCUCAAUGAUUUUGUACAUGGUGUUGCACAAGAGUAUCAAAGAUUCUUGAUUUAAAACUUGUCUUUUGGUUACUUUUUUUUUGGGUUUAUGAGAACUUUUAAAUGUGUGAUGGUGAGAUGAAGAGAAUGUUCUCAGAUAAGUAAGAGAGAGAUUGGAAAUUUCUAUAGUGAAUUUAGGUCGAGAGAGAGUUGAAAUUAAAUUGUCUGCUUUUUUUUUUUGUUUCUUUGGAUAUGUAAUCUUAUUUCUUUCUGAUUCUGAUUUUUGAAU
Eutrema salsugineum is the source of this 1758-nucleotide messenger RNA. Its product is annotated as putative ALA-interacting subunit 2. Gene Ontology annotation, cellular component: plasma membrane; endoplasmic reticulum; Golgi apparatus. The record is from RefSeq and is a predicted model, not a curated record. Bases 189 to 1229 code for a protein of 346 amino acids. Lineage: Eukaryota; Viridiplantae; Streptophyta; Magnoliopsida; Brassicales; Brassicaceae. The transcript has 9 exons.